Molecule: messenger RNA, 775 nt
Organism: Raphanus sativus (radish)
Lineage: Eukaryota; Viridiplantae; Streptophyta; Magnoliopsida; Brassicales; Brassicaceae
Product: histone deacetylase HDT2-like
Exons: 3
Coding region: 62-643 (193 amino acids)
Source: RefSeq, a predicted model, not a curated record
UCUAUUCCGUAGCCAUAAACUCGUUUGUCUCUCAAGAAUCUCUUUACUCCUUCAAUCAACAAUGGAAUUCUGGGGGGCUGAGGUUAAGGCAGGUAAACCACUUAAAUUGAAACCUGAUGACGACGGUCUCAUUCAUGUUACUCGGGCAUGUCUUGGUAAUGGGAAGAAGGGUGAAACUGCUCGCUUGUACAUGAAUGUUGAUGGGAAGAAGCUUGUGAUUGGAACUCUUUCUCAGGGGAUUAUUCCUCAGAUCGGCCUUGAUAUCAUCGUUGAGAAGAAGUUUGAGCUCUCCCACUCCUUGGAGAGAGGAAGUGUCCACUUCAUUGGAUACAAAACACCCGACAUCAAUGUGGAUGACUCUUCUUCUGAUUCAGAAGACUACUCAGAAGAGGAGGAGGAUGUGGAGGUCCCUGCAACUGUCACUGCCAAUGGAAAUGCUGGAGCAGCUGCUUUGAGUGUUGUCAAGGCUGACUUGGAACCUAAGGCCAAGCCUGUUGAAGUGAAGAAGCAUGAAUCAGACGAGGAUGGUGAAGGCUCUGACGAGAAGGGAAUGAGUGUUUGCACUUGUUUUCCUAGUGGAUGGAUGUUGAAGAGGAUGAUUGAGAUGAUGCAUAAGAUGACUCUGGAGAUGAAGAAGAAGUGACACCUUUCCGACUACUCCUUGAUCUAAUAAACAAAACUGUUAUUGAAACUGAAAAACUGUUUGCAGCAGGUUUUGCUCUUUGAUAUUUGACUCUUGUUUGAUGAUAAUGAUAGCAAUGCAGUUAAAAUUAAU